AUGUUAGUUGACCCAAAUGUAGCAGUCACAAUAACGAAAGCCUGUUAUGUCUUACACAACUUCGUACGACGCAGAGACGGUGAAGACAAUAACUUUGAAGACAGUCAGAAUAACCCUAUGGAAAGUUUAGUAGAAAGAGUAGGUGUUAGAAAUUCACAGACUAGUGCAAAGGAUGUCAGAGAAUACUUUGUGACGUAUGUGAAUAACCCAAAUCACGCACUUGGCUGGCAAAACAAAAUUAUUGAUGAGAAUGAUUGGAACGGAGAACAAGGAGUCUUGGAUAAGAAAGAUUUUACAAUCAUUUUAAUGACAAAUUUUCAAGUAGAACAAUUAAAAAAAUUCGGCCACAAUAAAAUUUGUAUAGAUGGUACUCAUGGCACAAAUGCAUAUGAUAUUCAGUUAUAUACUAUUGUAACUGUUGAUGAAUUUGGAUCAGGUUGUYCAGUUGCGUUCUGUUUGUCAAAUCGAUCUGAUGAGAUAAUUUUCCAAUUAUAUUUCAAUAUAAUUAAGCAUAAAGWAGGUGUUAUUAACUGCAAUGUAUUUAUGACUGAUGAUGCUCCAGCGUUCUAUAAUGCAUGGGUUGUUGUUAUGGGAUCYGUUGAACACAGACUAUUGUGUACAUGGCAUGUAGACAAAAACUGGAGACAAAAUCUAUGUAAAAUCAGUGGAGGACCCAAAAAGAAAGCAUUAGUUUACAAAUCAUUAAGAAUCCUUUUACAAACCACAUCUAUAGAACAAUUUUAUAGUUACCUCGAAAAUUUCUUACGAGAUUUGAAGGAUGAUGAUACUAAUAGGUUUGGAAUGUACUUUGAGAAAUAUUAUUCAAGGCGGCCAGAAUGUUGGGCUUAUUGUUUUAGGUUGAGGCUUGGGAUAAAUACGAAUAUGUAUUUGGAAUCGUUUCACAAGAUAUUGAAGCAUAUAUAUUUGGAAGGGAAAAGAGUGAAACGUUUAGAUAAAACUAUUCAUGCUCUCAUGAAAUUUUCUAGAGAUAGUCUUUACAAGCGAUUGAUCAAAUUAUCAAAAUAUGUCCCAACUGAAAAAGUUCAAAAAGUCCGCCWAAGUCAUAACAUCAGUGAAACAAUCGAACUGGAACAAAUUAAAAUUUUGGAAAAUGAGAAAGGGUACAUAAUACACUCAUUAUCAAAUCCUUCCCAACAGUAUUAUAUCAUGAAAGUUGGUGAAACGUGUACACAAACGGCAUGUUUAAAAUGUGAAAAAUGCAAAAUUUGCAUUCAUACUUACCAUUGUUCUUGUAUUGACAAUGUCAUCAAAGCAAAUAUUUGUAAGCAUAUACAUGCUUGUGCUCGUAAUUUCUAUAAACAUUUGGAWGACAAUAAUAKUAWUYAUAAAGAAACAAAUCUUGAAGAACAAAAAAUCUUAUUUGAUAUGAACACAACUUAUACAAAUCACUACAAAAUUGAUCAAAAUCUGAAAAUAAAACAUCAAGCAGAAAUUAUUUUGGGUCUAAMUGGAACAAAUUCAUUAAGUGAUCAAAAUAGAAUACAGAUAGAAAAAAAAUUAAGUGAAGUUAUUACACUCAUGAAUGAAGGAGAAAAAAUAAAACUUACGCCAGUUGAARAUAUCAAUGUWACAAAAAAAAUUGAUAAUCAGAUUCGGCUCUACUCAACUAAAAAAAAAAGCUGUCAUAAAACUCAAAUCUCAAAAUCUUCCAUAAAUGAAACUAAUGCAAUAGUAUCUGGAUUUGAAGAUGUUAAUAGUGAGAGUGCUCAUGUUCACUGUGCAUUUGAUCAUUCAUAUGAUACAAUUUAA
This is a messenger RNA of Diuraphis noxia (Russian wheat aphid), 1770 nucleotides long. RefSeq lists its product as uncharacterized. NCBI's taxonomy places the organism in Eukaryota, Metazoa, Arthropoda, Insecta, Hemiptera, Aphididae. The record is from RefSeq and is a predicted model, not a curated record.